This is a messenger RNA of Danio rerio (zebrafish), 3861 nucleotides long. Lineage: Eukaryota; Metazoa; Chordata; Actinopteri; Cypriniformes; Danionidae. The record is from RefSeq and is a predicted model, not a curated record.
AUGAUUUUCGUCAUAGGUGCCUUUUAAUAAUGUAAAGUUACCAUAAUAAAAUCGGAUUGAAAUAUUGAAUAUUAGCAAGGCCUUAUUCAAGAAAUGUAACUCUAUAUAAACUAAUGAAAUUAUGUGCAAGACUGUGUUGUUAAUGCAUUUGAAGGAAUUAGCUUAGCUUGUGAGAACAGAGUUGGUUGUUGCUUCUCAGUUAAAAGGUCAAUUUAUUAUUCAAAAAUUCUUAUGCAUGAACUUGUUUAUCUUGUAACAAUAGGCCUACUUUCAGGCAGACAUAAAAAAGAUUGUGUACAUGCGUACAUGAUAUGCAGCUGUAGGGUGUGUACUUCCAGGUCAACUAGUUUCACUACAAACAGGAUUUGCGUUGCUGUCUGCCUGAACAAAAACAAGAGUAAAGGACAAACAUUCAGUGCAGUAAACAGACAGAAGAAAUGGCAAGUGAAUCAGAUUUUAGCAGAAACCGAGACAAGUCUGGAUCCUGCGCUGGACUAAACGUCAGCGUUGCAGCUCAAAGUCGAAGCAAUAUUACAGCACCUGUACUCAGUAACAAUACAAUAACAGGCAACGUCCACAUCAUACAUAAUGCACCUGGUUUAUCUUGGCAUCACCUGGAUUCUGAUAGAAGACCAACCUCAGAGACCAGAGUGUUGAUUUCCAAACAUAAGGCUCGGAUCUGCAGUGAAUACCAGUAUGUGACCGAGUAUAACUCCCUGCCUGGUGAACAUGUGCUGCUGUCUGAACGCUUCACUCAGCCUCUGAUCAUUCAGAGACACAGAGAUCAACAAGAGAGAGAAGAAGAGAUCCGCUCCGGUGGAGAAAACCUCCAGCAGGUCCUCAGCUCCAGAAGCAGUCAAGACGCCGACAAUCUGAACUCUCUGUUCAACCCUGAUGGCCACGGGAUCCGUCCUAGUGCUGUUAUACUGCAGGGAAAUUCAGGCAAUGGAAAAUCCUUCGCUGUGCAGAAGAUCAUGCUGGACUGGGCAUCUGAUAAACUCUACAAAGAGCGCUUUGAUGUUGUUUUCCACCUUAAAUGUAAGGAUAUAAAUCACAUUCCUGGCACAAAGAGUUUGGCGGAGAUCUUGAGCUACAGCUGCAGUUUAACAUCAGAUGAGAUUUCACAAAUAUUACUACAGCAUUCACUAGAGAAGGUGCUUUUCAUUGUUGAUGGAUUUGAUGAGUUGAGAAUCACGCAGGACUUCUGUCUUAUGCCCCCGAACACUGAUCUGCGUCAUGAAGGCCCAGCUGAGUUCAGACUCCGUGCCCUGCUGAAGGGUUACAUCUUACCCGAAUCCUCUUUACUGGUCACCACCAGAUCUACAGCUGCGGACACACUGACUAACCUGCUCAAGUUUCCGCAGAGGUUCUCAGAGAUCAUGGGUUUCUCUGAAAAGGGGGUGAAGGAGUAUUUCCAGAAGUUCUUCCAGGAUGAGGAACUCUUCAUAAAGGCUUAUGAAUAUGUGAGAUCAAACGAAACCCUGAUCACCGCCUGCUCCAUCCCUGUCAUCUGCUGGAUCAUCUGCACAGUCCUGCGAGAGCGCUUCAGUAAGGGUUCAGAUUUAACAAGCGGUCUGGAAACCACCACCUCCAUCUAUGUUGACUUUGUGUGCACUUUACUGGAGCAUCACAGCCAGGGUUUGAGUCAGCCUGUGCCGACUCUCCUGAGGAGUCUGGGUCAGCUGGCUGAGAGAGGGAUGCUGGACACACAAGUGCUGUUUGAAGAGAAAAGUGUGAAUGAAAUGGUAUCAGACCCUGCUGGCAAUCCAUUUCUUUGUAAGCUUCUCUUUAAGAGAAGGAUUCACCAGGAGACAAUGUUCAGCUUCAUGCAUCUCAGCUUUCAGGAGUUCUUCACCGCUCUUUACUGUGUGCUUCUGGAUGAAAAACCAUUUCAGAAGAAACUUACACAGCUCAAAGAUCUCAAAUCCAUUUAUUCUCCACCACGUUAUGCAGCGGUGCUUCAGUUCAUCUGUGGUCUGCUAAACAAAGAUGUGGGACGAGCACUUAAUAGGAAAAACGUUUUUAUUCAUCCAAAAAUACAGGAAUAUCUGAAGAAAUGGAUCUUAGAAGACAUUAGAAGUUCUUCUAGUGCAAGAGCUCUGUUUGUGUUUAACUGUCUCUAUGAGCUCCAUGAAGACAGCUUUGUGAAAGUAGUCAUGGAGCAAACGGAGAAGAUUGACCUGUAUGCUAUAGUUCUCAGGAAAACAGACCUCUGGGCCCUGCUGUACUGUUGUCAGUGCUGUCAGUGCCUGAAUGAACUGCAAAUGGGUGAAGCUGAACUAACAUCUAAAAAGCUGUACAUGAUUCUGCCUAUAAUGCCCAAGUUUAAGUCAGUGAGGUUGUUUCCAGUAGAUCUGGAUAAUUUCAUUCUUGCUGAUUUGAUGUGUGUCCUUACGAGAAGACAGACCCUGAGCUCACAGAGUGUUUACGUCUACAGCUAUUCUGGUGGUAACCCAGCGAAUACACUCUAUUUGACAAUUAGCAAAGAAGAGUUCUGGUUUUCAAUAAGCACAAUGCUGGGCCUGGAGGACCACAAAGAGCUGCAUUCUUUUAGUCUCACUUUUCAACACUUUAAUGCACUAAUCCACUUUGACUGGAGAAACAUCUUUCAAAUAGUCUACCGAGGGAAUGUGGAUGUCCUGAUGACUGCCCUUCAUUUACUGUCUGGACUGCAGAAAAUGGAGCUGCGUUUGGGAAACAUGACUAAGCGAUGGGCCAAUCGUAUCCUCUCUUUCAGCCAGACUUACACUGGCCUACAGGAAAUGAGUGUUCAUGCUGAGAUGUUACUGGAGGAAGGAAUCAAAGUCCUACAGAAGUCUCGCUCAAAUCCAGGUUGCACUGUGACAUUUACAGGGAAGAUGCGCAAUAAAGAGAUCAAACACAGAGAGAGCAUCAACCAGGUGAAAUUCCGUCUGAGUGCCCGAGGAUGUUUCAUGGAGACUUUGUAAAGCUGGCUCUUGUUUUUUGGACUAAUCUACUGAGCAGCAGCUGAACAUUUUGUCUGACACCAGAUGACCUCUCUGCUGUUAUAAUUGACGGAAGUCUGACUCAAAACUACAGGUGUUUUUUAAAUCCUAACAUCAACCUCAUGAAGGAAACCUCAGCCUGAAGCUUCUGUAGUUUGAGCCUUUUGGAAAACACUUACAUCUUGUUAAGGCAGAGCGUUCUCAUUUAUGGCUCCAAACUCUGGAACAGCCUUCCUGAUAAUGUCCUAGUCUCAGACACACUCUUGCAAUUCCAAACUAGAUCAAAGAUCUAUCAUUGUAGUAAAGCAUACAUUCCCCACAGUCCAAACACAUGCAUUAUAGGUGAAUUGAACAAACUAAACUGGCCGUAUAGUACGAGUUUCCCAGUACUGGGUUACAGCUGGAUAAGUUGGCGGUUCAUUCCACUGUGGUGACCCCUGAUGAAUAAAGGGGCUAAGCCAAAUGAAAAUGAGUGAAUGAAUAGGAACUUUAUUUGUUUAACUAGUAAAUAAAAGCUUUUAAUUUAUAAUGGUACUAAUAACUUUAACUUGUCUGAAAUUGAUUGAAAUGCAAUAUUGUGCACAUUUUGUAAAGCUGCUUUGAAACAUUUUCAAAAUUAUGGUGAGAAACACUAUACACAAACUUGAAGAAUCGAGGCUAUUAAAACACGAGUGUUGUCAGUCUAUUCUGCUUUCAAUGCAAAUUUUUACAACAUACGUGCACGCACACACACAAGAUGCAUUUUUUUAAACCUUUGUGUGCCUUUGAUGUACCGUUUGAUGCUUCUUACGUCCUUGUCGCAGCACCAGUGGCAACAAAAUUAGGCACUGAAAUUCAUAUGCCUUCAGUGACCCUGCUUGUGAGACUGUUCUCACUCAGCUCACAUCAUUCAAAA